Molecule: messenger RNA, 1862 nt
Organism: Caenorhabditis auriculariae
Lineage: Eukaryota; Metazoa; Nematoda; Chromadorea; Rhabditida; Rhabditidae
Source: the annotation of a GenBank genome assembly
AUGAUGUACCCCACCCUAUUGAUUUCAUCUUUUGUGAUACAAACGGUUUCCUUCAACACGUUCCGCUUGCAGCAGACCACCUAUGCGGACAUCGAGGUCUCCGACUUUUCUUUUCUGUCUCACUAGUCAGAAUUGAUAAAUGCCGCGUUCUAAGCUAAUUUGACACGCUUCGAAACAGUUUUUCUUGUUUCAAAGACUUGAUCCAAAACGCAGCGGUUACGCAGAGCCCAAUUGGUUUGUCCCGCCCAUUUGGUAAGUAAGUCGGUUCAGUCUAUUUUUCAAAGUGGUCAUUUUUUGGACAUUGAAAAGUUUUUUUGGUCUAAACCGUUUGAGUGUCCGAAAUGCGUAGAUUUCUCGAUCUAAGUUUGGAAAAAAACCAAAUAUUGGCGGUCCAAAAAAGGAGAUUUUGAGUUUUUUCCACAGUUUUCAUAUCAAUCAAACUUUACCUGAAAUUAAAACAUUGAAAGUGUUCAUCAUGAAUUGAGAUCACUUUUUGACGAAACUGCACAAAAUAAGAUAAAAAUAAAUUUUUAUAAAUUUACUGGUCAGAUCUUUUAAAAACUGACUUCGAAACCGGUCAACAUAAAAGGUACCGUAUAUAUGUGGAAUAGAAAUAUUUCUGAAGACCUUUUCAAUAAUUGAAAACAAGAAAUCUAGGCUGUUCACGAAAUGGAGGGAACCACCUUUCAAACGGUACACGGCGUUAUUUCCCUUUCAUCGAGGCGUCUGGGGCCUAAAGACCUGACAGGACGUUGGUAUGUGCCGCAACAGAGCUCCUAUCCGAAGCUGGUUGGCCUUACUGAAGUUCUGGAAGUACUGAGGGGAGCAGGCAUACCUGCCAGCCAACGGAUGGCACCUUCUGUCGGAGGAGCACAUCGCGAGAGUCAAGCCCAUUCCGACGAGAAGAGCCCGACCCGGGGAGCAGCUCAACGUCUCCAGCUUGAUCCGACUUUCCUCCUACAAUCUCGGUGAACAUCGUAAUUCGAGAGAAGGUAAACUCACGGAAAUUUUUUUUUCCAAAUUUUGCGCUCCAAGAACAAAAAAGACCAUCUAGUUACUUCAAAAAGGCGCUAAUUUAACAAUCUACAGUUAAGGACCGCCCGGAUUGUACGAAUACAAAACGAUGGCCGACCAACAAACACCCUCCGUCAAUCAGCCUGGCUCUCAGUUAAGAAGCUUAGGAAAUAAUUUUAACAAGAAAAAUAAGCUACAUGAGAACAUUUUCCGCAUAGAACAGAAGAAAAAAUAAUAAUAAAUUUCCUGGUUUCGAAACUGACGUUGCAAUAUUGACCAACCGGUUUAGCAACUUAGGAAUUUUAGAGUGGUCCUGUAGGGGUCAAGGGAAAAAAAAGUCCCUGAAAGGGCCGAAAACUGGUCUCUUCAGGAGUAAAAUCAAGGGGUCCCUAUAGGGGUUUAGGGUCUGAUUCCUUAGCCCCCAGAAGCUUGAGCGGUUCCUAUAGGGGACUUUCAAUUUUAUUCCAAAAACGCUUAUUUAGGUGGUAAAGUGGUCCCUAAAGGGGAUUCUCCAAGGGCCCUUAAGGUUGCACCUAUAGCACCACCUAAGAAUGUUUUAAACAUGCGUGUUCUUGGACUAAAUUGAAUGUUUUUUCUAUUCGAUAAUCGCGGAUUUUCAGACAUCGGAAGUUUCCGAAGUGCAAAUGAUUCACGUCGGAAACCUCGCCGCCUACGUCUUCUCGGAGAAAGAAGCUGACGAUACAGAAGGCCUCUACUGGCUGCUGCCGGCCGUUGCAAGCUCAUCGCACAAUGUUUCGCGGGUGGCGCGACUUCCAGACAAUUCUCUCCUUGUGUAUUUCGGGUCUCCGAGGCUCGGACGUUUGAGGAGUAAUGAAAACAUUUCAUAA